UCCUCCUUUAUAGAAGCCAACAACGAAAGCAGUCUCCAAGAUGGCUACUGUGACAUUGAAAAGAAAACGUUCAUUGGAAUCUGAUGAUGCUCUUGCACAGAACUGUCCUAGCAAACGCGACAGACUUUCCUGUGAAUCUCAGUCGCGGUGGCACUCUCCUCCACCUCCACCGUGUGUGACUACUUUACCCGACCUUCCAAACGAGCUUCUACUUAAAAUCCUUGCCGAGUUGCCCGACACCGUCGAAAUUAUCUUUGCUCUGGCUACUACGUGCCGCCGACUUAAUGAAUUUGCCAUGACUUAUCAUUUUAAGCGAGUCUCCUAUGAACUUUUCGAUGGCACUCGUCGGCCCUUCGCCUCUUUCCAGAUGCUUCGCGUGUCGUUCAUUUAUACACCAUCUCUGUCGGUCAUCCGCUGCAAGUUCUCCAAUAACUUUUACAAGGAGAUGAGGGAGGUCAAGCGAUCUCUCGCCCCUCUCAAACGUAUGGGCUUGUUUCCGGGCAAGUUCUCCGUUUCCUGUGAGAACAUGCAUUGGCCAAAGUUGCCCACAAAGCAGCACGUUGCUUUCUUCCACGAUCUCAGCAAACUCAAGUGCAAGACGAUGAACACGCACUCUUCGCCGAUCUCUGCAUUUGUGAGGCCGGGCGGGAACAUAACGUUCGACCCUCCCGUUCUCACCAAACUCUUAAAUGUUACCUUAUCUAAGCGUCCGGAACAAUACAUUGUUUGGAUGCUGAACUCUAUCAAAGAGUCGCCCGUCAAGACGUUGAAUCUAAACUCCCUUUCCGACGACGUCCUUCUGAAAAUCAACGAGUUUUCUCUUAGCAAACUUCGAAAUGUGACGGUCUUGAACUGCACAUUCAGUUUCGCAGCCUUUUCGGUGUUCCUCGAACGCCACCCACACAUUGCAACUCUUCACCUGCGAACAUGGAACCCGAUAUCAAAAAUUGGGGGGAAGAGGGAACCUAGGGGAUCAGACCACCCAAAGAUGUCGUUGGAACCUGCGACUCGCAUGUCAUUGACAUGCAUCAGUGGUACAGCAACGACCCUUCACGCACUACUUUCCAAUCCGGAGGUAUUCCCCGUUCUUCAAUCAGUUACCGUCACUGGUGAAGAUGCCUCAGGAACCCAAGAAGCGCUAGUUUUGAUAUCGCAUAUACCUUCAGUCGGCCGUCUUAGUGUUACUCUCAAACGCUUGAAUGCUGCCGAAUGGCUGCGAUUCAAAUUUCCUCGCUGGAGAGGAUGGGACGCGAAGAGGGCAGAACCCUUGCUCACAAAGAUCACCGACUUUUCGAUUACCUUCAUUACUGUAGAUGUCAUCGAAGCCGUCGAAGUUCCCGCUGCUGUGGGUUUAUUCCCAAACUUGAAACGGUUUCGCACAUUGUCGUCGAACUAUUCGGAGGAAGCCAUACUUGGUUUUGUUAGAAGGAUGAAAUGUGUCUGUCCGGGUUUGGAUACUGUGACUCUGAAUUCGUCUGAUUUCUCUACGGAUCUAAAGUGGUUGCGGCAGAAGGAGAUGAAACUGAAGGAAAAGAAAGGAAAGUGAAGCACAUGGCGCUUGAUGAUAUCAAUCCUUGAGUGUUACUUUAUGUUCUACGUACCUGUUCUCUUACAAUGACUGGUUACAGAGUACACGACUCAGAGCUUGGAUCAAAUAAAAAUUUUCUUUAGCUGGG
Desarmillaria tabescens is the source of this 1676-nucleotide messenger RNA. RefSeq lists its product as uncharacterized. Bases 41 to 1546 code for a protein of 501 amino acids. The record is from RefSeq and is a predicted model, not a curated record. Lineage: Eukaryota; Fungi; Basidiomycota; Agaricomycetes; Agaricales; Physalacriaceae. The transcript has a single exon. Gene Ontology annotation, molecular function: protein binding.